UUUCGUUUUAGGUUUUACUCACAAGUUAAAAGCAAAAUGCGUAGAAACCUGAGACAUUGGUCAGAGGGGAUUGAAAGGAACAGACGUUUUCACAAAGCAUGAAUCUGUUCCAAAUUAUAACGCUGCUUGCUGUGACUACUUUACUAACAAUCAACAUUGUUAAAAGUGAAGAAGAGAAGGACAUUAAAGAUGUUAUGACAAAAAGUCUCCAGCCUGGCUCCAUGAGCCAACAACAAUUGAGGGUCCCAGAUGAAAUGCGUUAUGACGAAGACGAUGAUUUCGAAGUUGAAGAAAGAGCUACACCCAGGAAACGAGAUCCCAAACCUUUGGUUGGAUCGUUAAUUGCUGGUGCUGUUACACGUAUGUUGCUUCCAAGUGUUGUGAGCUUUGCUACACGGGGAUUUACGCGAUCAAACCACCGAUCACGAUCUUCUUACCCACGUCGAAGCAGCUAUUAUCGACGACCCAGCUCCUACCGUCGUGGAAGCUCAUAUCGACGUCGCGGACUCGGACGCAGCUCUUAUCGACGACGCAGCUCCUACCGUCGUCGCGGACUCGGAAGCAGCUCUUAUCGACGUCGCAGCUCCUAUCGACGUCGCGGACUCAGCAGCAGCUCCUAUCGACGUCGCAGCUCCUAUCGACGUCGCGGACUCGGAAGCAGCUCUUAUCGACGACGCAGCUCCUACCGUCGUCGAAGCUCCUAUCGACGUCGAAGCUUCUAUGGGCAAUGAAGCCUUCGACGGCGAACAUGUUUCUACCCAAAUGAGAAAAAACAGCGUUCCAGAGUAGUUAGCUUUAUUUAUAUUUUUUUAAAUUAUUUUUGUUACAUUUUCGUUCCUAUUUUUGUUUAAAUUUUGUAAGAAAAGGCAUAAAGUUUUUUAAACAUGGAGCAACUUUUGUUAAGUUGUUCUUUUAAAAUUCGUUUUAGUACUUGUGGAAAGUUUUGCUUUUAAGUGACCGUUAAGCAUAAUGUCGAUUAAAAAACUAUUGACAGAGGAGUAAAUGUGUUUUACUGCCGAAAAAGUUAUCAUUGCCUUCUUAAUUUCUCUUAACACAUUAAAGAAGGGCUUACUUACUAUAAAUAUUAUGAUGCUCCUAAGAUACGUGAUUUGAUCAUUUGAAAUGUACGAAAUCAAUUUUGUUAAAGUUUUUUCCAACUUAGUAUUGUUAUAUUUGUUAGGUUAUAUUAGGUAUAUAUCAUAGAAGACUUUUUUUGAUAAAAAGAUAAAGUAUUAUCGUGGCAUUCCUCAUUUUUUUUAAUCUAUCACAUAUGUUUUGUGAUCAGAGUAACGUCAUAAGUAAUCCUUGAGAUCAUUAUUCAAGUCCCUCAUUUCCACCCUCCAGCUUUCUAUGAGGCGCCUAAUUUUUUGUCAGAUCCUAAAUAUUUGUGUAAGAGGCACCCAAUUCAGUUUGCUUUUAGUUUUCUUUAUUUCGAAAGUGGGUUCUUGUUUCAUUUUUAUUAAUUAGUUUUGUUUUCUUUUAAUUAAAAAAUGUAGCAAUUUUUUGUUUGUUUGGGCGCUCUUUUCAAAACACAUUGUUUGCUUGCUACGAACAAUAAGUAUUGUUGAAAUGAAAAGAAAAAGCGAAAAAGUGAAAUUGAUUUUACUUUUUCGCUAUUUCUUUUCAUUUCAACAUUUACUUUUGUUCGUAGCAAGCAAAGAACAGUUACACUUUAAUAAUCAAUUUGAAGGAAACAACUUAAGACAACGUUGAUGUAAACUCAAACACUAUAUAUUGACAAUUAUUCUUAAACGUACCAACUUUUUGCCAGUGCAAAUUCUACUACGUCAUAGAAUUAGCUUGUUUUCAUGAAUCAGUGAGCAAAGUAGCAAAAACAAUUUACUAUACGCAGACCAAAUUCAUGUGUGGGGCAAAAAAAUUAUGUAAUCUUUUCAGCAGUAACAUUUCUUAACCCUAUUUAUACGAAGAGGGGGCUGAACGAAAGAAAAGAAACUUAUUCCUUAAUAUAAAUCCUAAAAUAAUUCUCCGGAAAGUCUAAAAAUUCGUGAAUUUAAAUAUUUUUCUAUUUGUUAACUUUUCAUGGAAAAUAUUUUUGAAAUCCUAUUUUAAAAGUUUACCAUGUUGAUAAAUGUGCUCCCAGAACUAAAAUCUUUAUUUAUUUAACACAAUCUGUAACUCACCUCUCUAUUAACCAAGAGGUAAUAUUUAAAGGGUCACAACAUAGGAACAAUUUAGAAAACAAGAUUUACGUGAAAAUCAAUACAAUCGACUUAUAAUUGUUAGCUCGGAAACACUUGUUCUGAGAAAAUAAUGACGUCGUUAAAAAAUAGGCCAUUUUUAAGAAUAAUUGAUGAUUACAAUUUAAAAAAUUACAUAGUAUGAGCUUAAAUGAAGCGUAAAAAUAUAUAUUAAUUACAAAAAUUAUGUUCUGUCGAAUAACAAUAGCGGCAUAGAACGUACGUUUUUUAUUUAAAAUGGAUAUAUCAAAAUAUAUAAAAUGGAUAAAUAUUAUGAUGCUCCUAAGAUACGUGAUUUGAUCAUUUGAAAUGUACGAAAUCAAUUUUGUUAAAGUUUUUUCCAACUUAGUAUUGUUAUAUUUGUUAGGUUAUAUUAGGUAUAUAUCAUAGAAGACUUUUUUUGAUAAAAAGAUAAAGUAUUAUCGUGGCAUUCCUCAUUUUUUUUAAUCUAUCACAUAUGUUUUGUGAUCAGAGUAACGUCAUAAGUAAUCCUUGAGAUCAUUAUUCAAGUCCCUCAUUUCCACCCUCCAGCUUUCUAUGAGGCGCCUAAUUUUUUGUCAGAUCCUAAAUAUUUGUGUAAGAGGCACCCAAUUCAGUUUGCUUUUAGUUUUCUUUAUUUCGAAAGUGGGUUCUUGUUUCAUUUUUAUUAAUUAGUUUUGUUUUCUUUUAAUUAAAAAAUGUAGCAAUUUUUUGUUUGUUUGGGCGCUCUUUUCAAAACACAUUGUUUGCUUGCUACGAACAAUAAGUAUUGUUGAAAUGAAAAGAAAAAGCGAAAAAGUGAAAUUGAUUUUACUUUUUCGCUAUUUCUUUUCAUUUCAACAUUUACUUUUGUUCGUAGCAAGCAAAGAACAGUUACACUUUAAUAAUCAAUUUGAAGGAAACAACUUAAGACAACGUUGAUGUAAACUCAAACACUAUAUAUUGACAAUUAUUCUUAAACGUACCAACUUUUUGCCAGUGCAAAUUCUACUACGUCAUAGAAUUAGCUUGUUUUCAUGAAUCAGUGAGCAAAGUAGCAAAAACAAUUUACUAUACGCAGACCAAAUUCAUGUGUGGGGCAAAAAAAUUAUGUAAUCUUUUCAGCAGUAACAUUUCUUAACCCUAUUUAUACGAAGAGAGGGCUGAACGAAAGAAAAGAAACUUAUUCCUUAAUAUAAAUCCUAAAAUAAUUCUCCGGAAAGUCUAAAAAUUCGUGAAUUUAAAUAUUUUUCUAUUUGUUAACUUUUCAUGGAAAAUAUUUUUGAAAUCCUAUUUUAAAAGUUUAAAGAAACUUAUUCCUUAAUAUAAAUCCUAAAAUAAUUCUCCGGAAAGUCUAAAAAUUCGUGAAUUUAAAUAUUUUUCUAUUUGUUAACUUUUCAUGGAAAAUAUUUUUGAAAUCCUAUUUUAAAAGUUUACCAUGUUGAUAAAUGUGCUCCCAGAACUAAAAUCUUUAUUUAUUUAACACAAUCUGUAACUCACCUCUCUAUUAACCAAGAGGUAAUAUUUAAAGGGUCACAACAUAGGAACAAUUUAGAAAACAAGAUUUACGUGAAAAUCAAUACAAUCGACUUAUAAUUGUUAGCUCGGAAACACUUGUUCUGAGAAAAUAAUGACGUCGUUAAAAAAUAGGCCAUUUUUAAGAAUAAUUGAUGAUUACAAUUUAAAAAAUUACAUAGUAUGAGCUUAAAUGAAGCGUAAAAAUAUAUAUUAAUUGCAAAAAUUAUGUUCUGUCGAAUAACAAUAGCGGCAUAGAACGUACGUUUUUUAUUUAAAAUGGAUAUAUCAAAAUAUAUAAAAUGGAUAAAUAUUAUGAUGCUCCUAAGAUACGUGAUUUGAUCAUUUGAAAUGUACGAAAUCAAUUUUGUUAAAGUUUUUUCCAACUUAGUAUUGUUAUAUUUGUUAGGUUAUAUUAGGUAUAUAUCAUAGAAGACUUUUUUUGAUAAAAAGAUAAAGUAUUAUCGUGGCAUUCCUCAUUUUUUUUAAUCUAUCACAUAUGUUUUGUGAUCAGAGUAACGUCAUAAGUAAUCCUUGAGAUCAUUAUUCAAGUCCCUCAUUUCCACCCUCCAGCUUUCUAUGAGGCGCCUAAUUUUUUGUCAGAUCCUAAAUAUUUGUGUAAGAGGCACCCAAUUCAGUUUGCUUUUAGUUUUCUUUAUUUCGAAAGUGGGUUCUUGUUUCAUUUUUAUUAAUUAGUUUUGUUUUCUUUUAAUUAAAAAAUGUAGCAAUUUUUUGUUUGUUUGGGCGCUCUUUUCAAAACACAUUGUUUGCUUGCUACGAACAAUAAGUAUUGUUGAAAUGAAAAGAAAAAGCGAAAAAGUGAAAUUGAUUUUACUUUUUCGCUAUUUCUUUUCAUUUCAACAUUUACUUUUGUUCGUAGCAAGCAAAGAACAGUUACACUUUAAUAAUCAAUUUGAAGGAAACAACUUAAGACAACGUUGAUGUAAACUCAAACACUAUAUAUUGACAAUUAUUCUUAAACGUACCAACUUUUUGCCAGUGCAAAUUCUACUACGUCAUAGAAUUAGCUUGUUUUCAUGAAUCAGUGAGCAAAGUAGCAAAAACAAUUUACUAUACGCAGACCAAAUUCAUGUGUGGGGCAAAAAAAUUAUGUAAUCUUUUCAGCAGUAACAUUUCUUAACCCUAUUUAUACGAAGAGGGGGCUGAACGAAAGAAAAGAAACUUAUUCCUUAAUAUAAAUCCUAAAAUAAUUCUCCGGAAAGUCUAAAAAUUCGUGAAUUUAAAUAUUUUUCUAUUUGUUAACUUUUCAUGGAAAAUAUUUUUGAAAUCCUAUUUUAAAAGUUUACCAUGUUGAUAAAUGUGCUCCCAGAACUAAAAUCUUUAUUUAUUUAACACAAUCUGUAACUCACCUCUCUAUUAACCAAGAGGUAAUAUUUAAAGGGUCACAACAUAGGAACAAUUUAGAAAACAAGAUUUACGUGAAAAUCAAUACAAUCGACUUAUAAUUGUUAGCUCGGAAACACUUGUUCUGAGAAAAUAAUGACGUCGUUAAAAAAUAGGCCAUUUUUAAGAAUAAUUGAUGAUUACAAUUUAAAAAAUUACAUAGUAUGAGCUUAAAUGAAGCGUAAAAAUAUAUAUUAAUUGCAAAAAUUAUGUUCUGUCGAAUAACAAUAGCGGCAUAGAACGUACGUUUUUUAUUUAAAAUGGAUAUAUCAAAAUAUAUAAAAUGGAUAAAUAUUAUGAUGCUCCUAAGAUACGUGAUUUGAUCAUUUGAAAUGUACGAAAUCAAUUUUGUUAAAGUUUUUUCCAACUUAGUAUUGUUAUAUUUGUUAGGUUAUAUUAGGUAUAUAUCAUAGAAGACUUUUUUUGAUAAAAAGAUAAAGUAUUAUCGUGGCAUUCCUCAUUUUUUUUAAUCUAUCACAUAUGUUUUGUGAUCAGAGUAACGUCAUAAGUAAUCCUUGAGAUCAUUAUUCAAGUCCCUCAUUUCCACCCUCCAGCUUUCUAUGAGGCGCCUAAUUUUUUGUCAGAUCCUAAAUAUUUGUGUAAGAGGCACCCAAUUCAGUUUGCUUUUAGUUUUCUUUAUUUCGAAAGUGGGUUCUUGUUUCAUUUUUAUUAAUUAGUUUUGUUUUCUUUUAAUUAAAAAAUGUAGCAAUUUUUUGUUUGUUUGGGCGCUCUUUUCAAAACACAUUGUUUGCUUGCUACGAACAAUAAGUAUUGUUGAAAUGAAAAGAAAAAGCGAAAAAGUGAAAUUGAUUUUACUUUUUCGCUAUUUCUUUUCAUUUCAACAUUUACUUUUGUUCGUAGCAAGCAAAGAACAGUUACACUUUAAUAAUCAAUUUGAAGGAAACAACUUAAGACAACGUUGAUGUAAACUCAAACACUAUAUAUUGACAAUUAUUCUUAAACGUACCAACUUUUUGCCAGUGCAAAUUCUACUACGUCAUAGAAUUAGCUUGUUUUCAUGAAUCAGUGAGCAAAGUAGCAAAAACAAUUUACUAUACGCAGACCAAAUUCAUGUGUGGGGCAAAAAAAUUAUGUAAUCUUUUCAGCAGUAACAUUUCUUAACCCUAUUUAUACGAAGAGGGGGCUGAACGAAAGAAAAGAAACUUAUUCCUUAAUAUAAAUCCUAAAAUAAUUCUCCGGAAAGUCUAAAAAUUCGUGAAUUUAAAUAUUUUUCUAUUUGUUAACUUUUCAUGGAAAAUAUUUUUGAAAUCCUAUUUUAAAAGUUUACCAUGUUGAUAAAUGUGCUCCCAGAACUAAAAUCUUUAUUUAUUUAACACAAUCUGUAACUCACCUCUCUAUUAACCAAGAGGUAAUAUUUAAAGGGUCACAACAUAGGAACAAUUUAGAAAACAAGAUUUACGUGAAAAUCAAUACAAUCGACUUAUAAUUGUUAGCUCGGAAACACUUGUUCUGAGAAAAUAAUGACGUCGUUAAAAAAUAGGCCAUUUUUAAGAAUAAUUGAUGAUUACAAUUUAAAAAAUUACAUAGUAUGAGCUUAAAUGAAGCGUAAAAAUAUAUAUUAAUUGCAAAAAUUAUGUUCUGUCGAAUAACAAUAGCGGCAUAGAACGUACGUUUUUUAUUUAAAAUGGAUAUAUCAAAAUAUAUAAAAUGGAUAAAUAUUAUGAUGCUCCUAAGAUACGUGAUUUGAUCAUUUGAAAUGUACGAAAUCAAUUUUGUUAAAGUUUUUUCCAACUUAGUAUUGUUAUAUUUGUUAGGUUAUAUUAGGUAUAUAUCAUAGAAGACUUUUUUUGAUAAAAAGAUAAAGUAUUAUCGUGGCA
Molecule: messenger RNA, 6913 nt
Organism: Hydractinia symbiolongicarpus
Lineage: Eukaryota; Metazoa; Cnidaria; Hydrozoa; Anthoathecata; Hydractiniidae
Exons: 5
Coding region: 99-731 (210 amino acids)
Source: RefSeq, a predicted model, not a curated record